Messenger RNA from Anthostomella pinea, 1536 nucleotides. NCBI's taxonomy places the organism in Eukaryota, Fungi, Ascomycota, Sordariomycetes, Xylariales, Xylariaceae. The record is from the annotation of a GenBank genome assembly.
AUGGCCGACUCACCUUUGUCGCCGUUCACGACCAGAACGCCAAGGGAGCUUCUCUGGCCAGGUCUCCUCACACUGGCUUCACUCUGGGUCAUAUACGUGAUUGUAUACAAGGCAUUCCUUCACCCGUUAAACAGGUUUCCAGGCCCCAAGAUCGCGAAGUUUACCAACGCUGCUCACUCGUGGUGGUAUCUGGGCGGACGACAGCCCUUCGACUUGCUGGAGCUUCACAAAAAAUACGGCCAUGUUGUGCGCACCGCCCCCAACGAGCUCUCGUUCAACUCGGCGCAGUCGUUCAAGGACAUCUACGGUUUCCGCCACGGCCACAAGCCCUUCAUCAAGGGCACCUUCUACGAGGGCGGCGUUUUCGCGGGUCGAGGUGUCACCUCCAUCGUGAGCGAGCGGGAUCCGGGCAAGCACGCGCAGAUGCGCAGGCUGCUCGCCCACGCCUUUUCCAACUCGUCGCUGAACGAGCAGGAGGAGUUGAUCAUCAGCAGUGUAGACCGCUUCAUCGAGCUGGUCAAGUCCAAGACCUGUCAGCAAGGGGAAGUGUUUGACAUCGGUAAGGGGUACGAGAGAAUGGCGUUCGACAUCAUAGGCGACUUGGCCUUUGGACAGACCUUCGGGGCGCUUGAAAACGAUGAACCCCAUCCUUGGAUUUCCACGCUUCUCGGAGCCCUCACGAAGGGGGCUUUGGCAGACACCUUCAAACGGUUCCCCGCAGCGGCGAGGGUCGUUGGACUGCUGUUGAAGAAACAGCUGACGAAGCUAUAUGCGGAUACGGCUCUGAACGAGCAGCUGGCCAUCGACCUGGUUAAAAAGCGUAUCGACAGCGACACCGUCCGCAAGGACUUCAUGACGCGCAUCCUCGAGCACCGCAGCCAGGACCGACACCGGGCCUCGGACCUGCAGCUGGCAGCUCACUCGUGGGACUUUGUCGCGGCGGGCAGCGAGACCACGUCGACGGCGCUUUCGUGCUGCACCUACUUCGCACUGCAGAAUCCGGACAUCAUGGCGACGCUCAAGGCCGAGAUACGCGGUGCCUUUGCCGACCCAUCCGCCAUUAACGACGCCUCGACCAAGACACUGCCGUACCUUAAUGCCGUCUGUCUCGAGGCCAUGCGCAUCUACCCGCCGCUGCCCAUUGCCCUGCCGCGUCUGGUACCCGAGGGCGGCGACACCGUCGAUGGACACUACCUGCCCGCUGGCAUCACCGUGACCACGAACCCCACGGCCGCAAGCCUCGAUCCAGCUAAUUUCGAGGAACCACUUACCUUCAAGCCCGACAGAUGGCUCGACUCAGCGGCGUCGGGCAAGGGGCGCGACAUCCUCGAAGCGAGCCAGCCCUUCUCCCUGGGCGCCAGGGGGUGCAUUGGGAAAAGUCUCGGAUGGAUGGAAAUGCGCACGACGUUGGCCAAGGUCAUCUGGACGUUCGACCUGGAGCUCGUAGAUCCGAGUAUGGAUUGGCUCAGAGACUCCCGCAUGCAGACGCUCUGGAUGAAACCUCCCUUGAGGAUCAGAGCUAAGCUGGCGAAAUGA